Molecule: messenger RNA, 1824 nt
Organism: Lathyrus oleraceus (garden pea)
Lineage: Eukaryota; Viridiplantae; Streptophyta; Magnoliopsida; Fabales; Fabaceae
Product: protection of telomeres protein 1b
Exons: 10
Coding region: 92-1531 (479 amino acids)
Biological process (GO): regulation of telomere maintenance via telomerase; telomere capping
Cellular component (GO): nuclear telomere cap complex; chromosome, telomeric region
Molecular function (GO): G-rich strand telomeric DNA binding; telomerase inhibitor activity
Source: RefSeq, a predicted model, not a curated record
AGCAUUACUUAUAUUCUUUGAAGUUGAAAUUGAAAGAGGCUUGCUCUGUGAAACCCUAACCCUAAGGGGAGGGAAGAGAGAGAGAGGCGCAAUGUCAGUUAGGUUAAGGAAUAGUAAUAGGAAUGAUUACAAAUUACUCCGAUUACGAGACGCUCAUUCUUGUAUCAAUCAGAGAGUUAACAUCAUAGCCAUUGUUCUUGAGUUUGGUCUCCCCAAAACAACUAGAGGCACUGAUCAGUGUUGUACCCUAAGAUUGAUUGAUGAAACUCAUCACCAAAUCGGUAUGGCUGUUAAUAUUUUUACUGAAAAUGCUGAAAGUCUUCCCCAUGUUGCUGCUGCUGGAGAUAUAAUUCAGCUUUGUAAUGUUACGUUAAGGACGCAUAUUAAGGAAGUAAAUGCUGUUUUCUACAAAAACUCUUCCUCUUUUGCCUUAUAUAGAGGGAAUGGUGAUGAUGAUGAUGAUUUUGUCCCUUACCAAGUUUAUUCAAAAGUUUUCCUCAGAGACGAGGACAAAAUGCGCAUAAACAUGCUUCGAAAAUGGUUGGUCAAUUUUCAGAUUCCUGCAGAGUCAAGUGAUUUUCCUAUGCUAAGAGAAAUCAAAGAAGGUCACUUUAAUUUGGCCGGCAAGAUACUUCAUUGCUGGGAGGCUUUGAAAGAUAAUUGGUUUGUCUAUGUUUGGGACGGUACAGAUACCCCGCCAAAUGCCAUAACUUCAAUGCUGGAAGAUGAAAUUAAUCAUCCACUUCCAUUACAAUUGGAAUCUCUGCCUUUGCCAAGAGAUGUACUAUGUACUCUGCCUACUGUUGGCUCCAUCUUGAGGAUUGCUUUUGAACUACCCAUAGAGAAAAAUCAUCUCAAUGUUCUUAAAAGUGGUAAAUGGGCCCAGUUUAUCAACAUACGUCUCAAAGUGUAUGCAGGGCUGUGGUAUGGUGUGUUUACCUCACAUUCAAAGCUUCGACAUACACCAAAUGAAGACCGUCUCAUAGCAGAACGUCAAAGGUUGUAUGAUGACCGCAUAUCGUUGAAAUCAAGAAACAUGCCUAUUGGUAGCAUGCCUCAGUCCAUUGACAGCUUACCCGAGUCUUUAUGUAUUACAAAGGUUAAUCACGAUCAUGUGCGGCAUCUUACUUUAAUGGAUGUACUCACUCAUUCAGAGGUGACAGCUAAGUUUAAGUGUGUUGUUCGAGUGGUAGCAGCAGUACCGUACCAAGGUGAAAAGUUCUGUACGCCUGCUGGGAAGUAUAUGAUGAGACUGACCCUAGAGGAUCCAACAGCUAGAAUCCAUGCUUUUGUAGUUGAUGAAGAUGGGGAGACUCUUUUUGAUGGUUAUCCCGGCACUGCAAAUGUGAAACGGAAGUUGAACAGAUUACUUGGAGUAACUGAAUGUGAUGACAGUAUUGUGGUAAAUGAUAGGCCAAGAAAUCCAGCAUGGGUGAGUGUUUGUAUUAAAUCAUACUAUGUCUCAAAAAGUGAUGUAUGGGGAAGUAGAAACUUUAGAAUAUUUGACACCAAAAUAGUGGAUGGCCCUUGAUAUGGUGAUGUAGAAAACCUUUUUUUUGUCUGUCAGUCUCUCCCUUUUGCAAGACACAACUUAUUGGGAUGAACAUUAUGUAGCAAAAUUAGAAGUGAUGCAUCUAUGUCAUGGAGAGAUAGGAUAUGUAUAUAAUGUACUCAACUUCUCUUAUGCUAUUUGUCAAGGCUGUAUAUUUUGAAUGUAAAUAAAUCAUGUGUAAAUCACUAUGUUCAGUAUUUCUUGGAUCAUUGUAGUUGACAAAAGGUAUACUUUAUUUUAUAUAUGAUAUGUAUUUUAGUUUGUUUUUCUUA